AUGUCAUUCUCUCUCCUACGAUCCCGUGGGCUCAGAGCCGCAACUCGAUCAGCGGGUAUCCGACCAGUUCGAUCUACAAUCCCAUCGUUGAGGUAUCUUCAAACCGAUGCGGACAAGUCAUCACCCGCCGAGAGCUUGCCCGAAGCUGGAGAUAAACCAUUCACCGUUACACUGCACGAAGAAUCUUUCCACACCUACCGAUGCGAAACUCCCACCAACGAGAUUUCCACCACAAAGGAUGAGCUUGUGAAGAUGUACACUACCAUGGUUCAAAUGAGAAGAAUGGAGCAAGCCGCCGAUGCUUUGUACAAACAAAAGUUGAUUAGAGGUUUCUGUCAUUUGGCUAUUGGACAAGAAGCUGUCUCAGUCGGUAUGGAGUAUGCUAUCGAUGGUGAAGAUAGAGUCAUCACUUCUUAUCGAUGUCACACCUUCGCCGUGUUGCGAGGUGGUACCGUCAAGGGUGUAAUCGCAGAGUUGAUGGGUCGAGUUGAUGGUAUGUCUUACGGAAAAGGUGGUUCUAUGCACAUCUUCACUCCUUCCUUCUUCGGUGGAAACGGUAUUGUCGGUGCUCAAGUCCCCGUUGGAGCCGGUAUCGCUCUUGCUCAAAAAUACUUGAAAAAGAAGACCGCUACUUUUGCUCUUUACGGUGAUGGUGCUUCUAAUCAAGGCCAAGUGUUCGAGUCUUAUAACAUGGCUAAACUUUGGAACCUCCCUUGCGUCUUCGUUUGUGAGAACAACAAAUACGGUAUGGGUACAUCCGCCGAGAGAUCUUCUCAAAACACCGAGUUCUUCACUCGAGGUGACAAAAUCCCUGGUAUCCAAGUUAACGGUAUGGAUAUCCUCGCUGUCAAGAAAGCUACUGCGUGGGCCAAAGAUUGGGUCACAUCUGGAAAAGGUCCUUUAGUAAUGGAGUUUGUAACCUAUCGAUACGGUGGUCACUCCAUGUCCGACCCUGGAACAACUUACCGAACUAGAGAUGAAGUACAACAAAUGCGAUCUGAGAAAGAUGCUAUCGCUGGAUUGAAGAGAUACAUCUUGGAAUGGGGAGUCACCGAUGAGGCUAGCUUGAAGGCUAUUGACAAGAAGGCAAAGGAGGAAGUUGACCAAGCUGUCGAAGAGGCUAAACAAUCACCCUUCCCUGAUGAGAAGACUUUCUGGACCGACAUCUACUACAAAGGUACCGAACCACCUUCCAUGCGUGGACGAGAAAAAGAGGAAGUCCACAUCUACAACCAGAACUAG
Molecule: messenger RNA, 1242 nt
Organism: Kwoniella shivajii
Lineage: Eukaryota; Fungi; Basidiomycota; Tremellomycetes; Tremellales; Cryptococcaceae
Product: pyruvate dehydrogenase (acetyl-transferring) E1 component, alpha subunit
Exons: 11
Coding region: 1-1242 (413 amino acids)
Biological process (GO): pyruvate decarboxylation to acetyl-CoA
Cellular component (GO): intracellular membrane-bounded organelle
Molecular function (GO): pyruvate dehydrogenase (acetyl-transferring) activity
Source: RefSeq, a predicted model, not a curated record